AUGUUUGGCUCCAACUCUGGAGGCUCGAAAACUGAGAAGCCCGAAACAAGCGCCGCCCCCGAUCCGUCGCCCGCCGCCCCGAAGGAUAAAGACGAUAGCAAGUCGCCGUCCCCGGACAAGGAACCCGGCGGCGCUGACCGUUCCUCUCCCUCCCCGGCCAAAUCAUCGGACCAGGCCGCUAGCGGCGAGAAGCGCAGCGGAAAUGGUAGCCCUCCGAGUGCGGGCAGCUCGGCGGAGCAGAAGAAACGGCGGAGCACUGGGACUCCGCUGCAGAAGCUGGGCAAGCAGGACCAGGCGCUUGCCGUGCCCCAGGGCCAGCACAACAAUGCCGCUGGCGAGUCGCUUCCGGGCGCUCGAUCCACCUUCCGAGUCGGCGUUUGGGAGGAUAGGAACAAGAAGUGUAGACGAACCAUGGAGGACACCCACGCCUUCCUCUACAACUUCCUCCACACCCCAGCGCCCGCGGUCGGGACAGAGAGCGGUGGCCAGGCUCAGAAUCAGGCCAAAAACGCCGUCGUUGCCGGCGAAGGAGACGACGAGCCUGGCUCGAAACAGGACAUGAUAGAAACCGACAACGGGUAUUUCGCCAUCUUCGACGGGCACGCGGGCACAUUCGCGGCGGAUUGGUGCGGGAAGAAGCUGCAUAUAAUACUGGAAGAAGUCAUCCGGAAACACCCGAACGCUCCUAUACCGGAGCUCCUCGACCAAACUUUUACCGCCGUCGACGCACAGUUGGAGAAAUUACCCCUGAAAAACAGCGGUUGUACGGCUGCCAUUGCUGUGCUUCGCUGGGAAGACCGAGUGCCGAGUGCCCUAUCCGCGACCGGAUCCCAGGCCAUUGCGCCCGCUCUCGCCAAAGCAGCAGAGGAGGCUUCCAAGUCUGAGGAUUCGUCCACCCUCGCAGCUCCGGAGGCAACUCAUGCGAAGCUAAAGAGUGCGGCCCAGAGGCAGCGUGUCCUAUACACCGCCAACGUUGGGGAUGCUCGGAUCAUUCUGUGCCGUCAGGGGAAAGCACUGCGCUUAUCGUACGACCACAAGGGUAGCGAUGAGAACGAGGGGAAACGUAUCACGAACGCCGGAGGGCUAAUAUUGAACAACCGCGUCAACGGUGUUCUUGCUGUCACUCGCGCGCUCGGCGACACGUACAUGAAGGACCUCGUAACCGGGCACCCCUAUACCACCGAGACCGUAAUCCAACCGGACCUGGACGAGUUCAUCAUUAUUGCCUGCGAUGGACUUUGGGACGUUUGUUCGGACCAAGACGCAGUCGAUCUCGUCCAUAAUGUGCAGGACCCAGCCGCGGCAGCCAAGCUUCUGGUCGACCAUGCCCUCUCGCGCUUCAGCACCGACAACCUGUCUUGUAUGAUUGUCCGGCUUGACAAGCAAGGUCUCCUUGAAAACCAGAACAACAAGGAGAAGGCCAUCGGCGUGGAGGGCGACGCUGCCACCGUCUCAGGCAAGGUCAGCGAGGCGGAGAAAAUCCUCAAGACCACGCAAGCCAAGAUUGCAGAGGCUGGCGGCGAGCCGGUGGGUGUCUCGGCGAGCAACAGCGGAAAGGGGCACGACCCCUCCCAGACGGAAGACGGAGAUAAGGGCUUCGUACCGACGGUGAUUGAGGGCCCGGUGGAGGAAGAACCGGCCUCGAUUGAAGAGUCGCCCGAGGUGGCCGUGCCCGUUUUGGAGGACAUGCAGGUGGACUCCCCGGCGGACACGAACAACGACGCGGCGCCGAAGAGUACCUAG
Messenger RNA from Chaetomium globosum CBS 148.51, 1743 nucleotides. RefSeq lists its product as uncharacterized. The record is from RefSeq and is a predicted model, not a curated record. Lineage: Eukaryota; Fungi; Ascomycota; Sordariomycetes; Sordariales; Chaetomiaceae. The transcript has 3 exons. Gene Ontology annotation, biological process: protein dephosphorylation. Gene Ontology annotation, molecular function: protein serine/threonine phosphatase activity; cation binding. The coding region runs from base 1 to 1743 and encodes 580 amino acids.